AUGGUGUGCAAUCUCUUUGCACCACCUCUUUGCAACCACAGUAGAAGUAGCUCUAGAAUUUUCAGAAGUCCAACAACAAUCAUCAUGUCUAUUUGCCUUAGUUCGUCUCUCACAGAACACAUAGCCGCGCACAGCCCACCGCCAUCCGCUCUUCUCUUCUCCGUCGGACCAUCCAUCUCCAUCCGCUCUUCUCUUUUCCGUCGGACCAGUCACCGCCAUCCGCACCGCCCCGCAGCUGUCGGACCAAACUCUUCUCUUCUCCUCUUCGUCUUCUUCUCUCUACAGCCGUCGGACCAGCCACCGCCAGCCGCACCGCCUUUCCGUCGCUCAGCCGUACUUCCGCAACCACCUACAUUGCUUGAAAAUCUAGAUGUAAUGUUAAAUCAUGGUCCCAAUGCUUGGAAGCUAUACAACCAAAGACUGGAGGCUUUUUUAGCCAGAAUGCAGUCACAGGCUGUUAAGUUAAAUGAAGAGAUUGAAAGCGUAAAUCGAGAAAGGAAAUAUCACCAGCAAAACACUGCAUACGAGCUGAAUUCUUUGUCCACACAAUGGAGUGAGCUCUGUUUGUAAAAUACAGAAAUCCAAGCUGCAUGUUAUCAGAUUCAAAAUCAUAUUGAAAGGCUGAAGGAGGAAGCUAAAGAGAGAGGCUGGGAUCUGGAAAGUAAAAUGGAGAAUGGUUCAUUGUUCUCUGCAGAAAAGUGAGUUGUGGUAUGUGAUUCAAAUUACUUCCAGUUUUCAGCUUUAAAUUUUUAUUUUUAAAAAUUUUAAAUGAUGGCUUGCACUAUUUUACAUGAUGGAAAGAAGAGAGAACAGAUAAUGUAGGCAUGCUUUAGAGUAGUUGAGAUAUGUGCAGUAGGACACUAAGACAGUAAGACCACACAAUUUUAUUAGCAUAUCAGCUUACAAGAAGUUUGUUUCUAGUUAUUACUAUCUUAAAUUGGACUGCCAAAUUUCAUGUCAAUUUAAGCUCUGUAUUCUGCUCGGUUUUUGUUGGAUGAUAUGCUUAGACUUGGAACAAUUCUACUUCUUCCUCAGCAUAAAACUUUAUAUUUUAGUGUAUUUUCUGGACUCUGCUUCAAAGACAUGGCAUAUUCCUUGUUCUUUGCCUUCCCAAUAAUCAUUCAAUUGCUUUUUUAAGUCACAGCAUCCCAGCUGCAUCUAUUUGCCCUCUUUCAGAUUGGAGAUAUAUGUUAAACAGCACAAAGGUAAAUUAUCUAUGGAGAUAAAUGUGUGAUGUACAACUUAGAACAAGAGAUAAAAGAGAAGAAAUUUGGCUUGAAUCUUGCUAGCUUUUCUCUUCAAAUAUAAUGGAAAUUUUAUAUUGGCUUUUAGAGGUUGGAAUUAUACAUAUCAAA
Ipomoea triloba (trilobed morning glory) is the source of this 1355-nucleotide messenger RNA. RefSeq lists its product as uncharacterized. Gene Ontology annotation, cellular component: catalytic step 2 spliceosome; Prp19 complex; precatalytic spliceosome. The record is from RefSeq and is a predicted model, not a curated record. Lineage: Eukaryota; Viridiplantae; Streptophyta; Magnoliopsida; Solanales; Convolvulaceae. The coding region runs from base 1 to 570 and encodes 189 amino acids. Gene Ontology annotation, biological process: mRNA processing. The transcript is spliced from 6 exons.